AUGACAGCCGCCGCCACUGCCGCCACACCGUCUGAAAUCCUCCACCACACCACCGCUUUCAUCUCUGAAACCAUCUCGAGUACCGACCUCCGUCGCCGCCUGCUCUCCGUCCUCCGCCGCAAAACAACCCCCUCAGCGGCCGACAACAAGGCCCUAAAUCUCGUCGCGGACACACUCGAAAACGCAGUAUCCACCGCCAGCCCCUCUGUCCGGUCCUCCUCCCUUCGCCUUGCUGAGAACCUCCUCCUCGCCCUCCCGGGAAGCUCCUUCUCCUCUCUCCUCCUCUCCCUCGCCUACGGCCUCUGGCGCCGCCCCGUUGACGCCGCUCUCCGCCUCCUCGAUGUGUUCUGCCUCGAUCCUUCAUCGGCGCGAUCGGAUAUCGCUCCGACGCUCUUCGAGGAGCUUUUCUUAGUCCAUCUUUUACCGGUUCUCCGUUGCUUCAACGAACAAAGAACACAAAUAUUAUCCAACUCUAUGUCCCGGACCGACAUUGAUCACGACGAUUACUCGAUUUGCAACGAUCCAGUGGCGGUGAUUCCGAGCACGAAAUCGCUGUCGAAGAUGAGCGAUGCGCAGAUGUCGGAGCUGAAGGAGUUGGAGAGGGAGUACGAGGAGGUUCUUGACGAGAAUUGCAGGGUUUUGGCUGGGUACUUGAAAGAGGUUUUGGAAAAUAUUAAUCAAGAUGGUCAUGGCCAGAAUCGGAUGAUUCAUCCUCCGCCGUUGAUAUUGAAGAAUUCAGCUGGGAAAUUUAAAGUCUUUGAUGGAAGAUCAGAUGAACUAGAAGAAGAUGAUCAGCAGAUCAGGAUGAGAACUGGGGAGAUUGGGAUAUCCAUAAACGGACGGUAUAAUCCAAUAUGGAAUGAUAAAAAAGAAAGGUCAGUUGAAAUCUUCAAUAACAGUAGUUCCAGCGGCAAAUCCAAGUCCUUACCAUUUUAUCCUCGAAGGGUCUCUCCUGAAACGUUUUCUGGCCAAAAAUCCGCCUGGAGAUUGACACCAUCGCCAAAUAGUACCGUUUCAGAUUCUGAAAUAGAGUCUUCAAUGGAUGAUAAUUCUGUAGAUGGUUAUUCCACAGAAUCUGAAGCUGAAACUGAGGAAAAGAACAGAAAAAUGGCAUUGUUUGAGCCUAGACAGAGACGAAUCAAGAAACAAGAACAGCCCAUUUAUGCAGAAUCCAGUUGUUCUCCGGAUCAUAUUGUAGCAAAUUUUGAUAGACCUAUGCGUCCACAGGACUUUGUCUGUCCCAUUACAAGCAAUCUCUUCAAUGACCCUGUGACUCUUGAGACGGGUCAGACAUAUGAGCGCCAGGCCAUCCAGGAAUGGCUUGACCGAGGAAACUCGACGUGCCCGAUUACUCGCCAGAAGCUGGAAAGUACCCAGCUUCCCAAGACAAACUACGUGCUUAAAAGGCUCAUUGGAAGUUGGCAAGAACAGAAUCCAGGCGCAGCGCCGGUAAAGCAAUCUGAGAAUCUACAAGCCGAAGCUGACUCAACACUGAAGCCAGAGAUGCCUUUAACCUCUCCUAUUAGUGUUAUAAUCCAAGCCAGCAUAGAGGGAACAGUUAGUGCGCUGAGAUAUGCAAUUUCCAGUCUAUGCACUUCAGAGAUUCUCAAAGAGUCCGAGACUGCUGUCCUUCGAAUCGAGCGGUUCUGGCAGGAAGCGGACAUGGAAGAGCAUAUCCAAAAUAUGUUGUCAAAGCCUCCUGUAAUCAAUGGUUUUGUGGAGAUACUUUUCAAUUCCGUUGAUCCCAAAGUACUCAAAGCCACAAUCUUUCUUCUAUCUGAGUUGGGAUCAAGAGACAAGGCUGUGAUCCAGACACUUACGCAGGUCGACUCCGAUGUAGAAUGCAUUGCAACUUUAUUCAGAAAGGGGUUGAUUGAAGCUGUUGUGUUGAUAUAUCUACUUAGAACAUCAAUUCUGAACUUGGUAGAAAUGGACUUGGUGGAAUCUCUAUUAGCGGUGAUCAAGAAGAAAGAGGAAGAUUUGCUUAAAAUGUGUGUGAAGUUAAAAACAGCUGCAGUGCUUUUGCUGGGACAGAUUUUUCAGAUGAGUGAAGAUACCAAAGUCAGUUCUAUUGUCAAUGUAGUGAUUCGCGAAAAAGCAAUUGAAAGUGUUGUGGAUAGUUUGGGGGCUGAUUUGGUAGAAGAAAGAAUUGCGGCACUAGAGAUUCUAGUCAAGUGUAUGCAAGAGGAUGGAAUGUGCAGGAACAUUAUUGCUGAUACAGCUGAGUUGGCUCCUGUUUUGGAGUGCUUCAUGGGCGCAAGUGAUGGAGAAAAGUUCGAGAUAGCUAGGUUUUUGUUCGAGUUGGUUAAGUUGAACAGAAGGACAUUUAAUGAACAAAUCCUUCACAUUAUAAAGAAUGAAGGGCCUCUCAGUACAAUGCACGCCCUUCUUGUUUAUCUGCAAACAGCCCUGCAUGACCAAUGUCCUGUUGUGGCUGGCCUACUACUUCAACUUGACCUACUGACUGAGCCAAGAAAGAUGAGUAUAUACCGCGAAGAGGCAAUAGAUACUCUCAUAGAAUGUCUUAGAGAUACAGACUUCCCUGGAGCCCAAAUAGCCGCAGCUGAGACAAUUAUGUUGUUGCCGGGGAGGUUCACUAUCUCUGGAAAGUCCCUUACAAGGGCUUUCCUUCUUAAGCAUGCUGGCAUCGAAAAAAGCUACAACAACCUUGUACGGAUGGAUCAACUAAGCAUUUCCGGCAGAGAAGCUGAAGACAUUCUCGAAGAAAAGAAGGCAGCUGACAAUUGGGAAAGAAAAAUGGCGUCUGUUUUGGUGUCACAUGAGUUUGGUCUACUCUUUGAGGCUUUUUCAGAAGGACUGAAGAGCACAAAUGCAGAACUAUGUUCAAAGUGCUUCAUAUCAGCUACAUGGCUUGUGGACAUGCUCAAAGUACUCCCCGACACAGGAGUACGAGGCGCGGCCCGUGUCUGCUUGCUGAAACAUUUCAUAUCUAUAUUCAAGUCCUCUAGAUAUACCGAAGAUAGAGCCCUUUCUCUUCUUGCCUUGAGCAGCUUCAUACAGGAUCCUGAGGGGCUGAGAGAUAUAACUUCUUCUGUGAAGGAUGUAAUAAAGGGUCUGAGAGAACUCAAGAGAGCCACUCCCUUAGCAUUUGAAAUGCUGAAAGUUUUCUUUGAAGGCGAAGAUUCAAGUGCUGAGUUGUGGAAUCAUAAACAAUUAAUUGAAGUAGAUUGCAGUGAGAAUGGAGAGGUUUUGUCUUUAGUUUGCUUUAAAGAUAAACUCUUUUCUGGCCAUGCAGAUGGCACUAUAAAGGUAUGGACGGGUAAAGGAAGCAUCCUUCAUCUCAUCCAAGAAAUUCGAGAACAUACGAAGGCGGUCACAAGCUUAGCAGUUUUGGCAGCGGGGGAGAGACUUUACAGUGGCUCACUUGAUAGGAGUGCCAGGAUCUGGUCAAUUUCGGACGACACAAUCGAUUGCAUACAAGUACAUGAUAUGAAGGAUCAAGUUCAGAAUUUAGUUGUUUCCAACAACAUUUCUUGCUUCAUUCCACAUGGAGCUGGUCUAAAGGUUCAUUCCUGGAAUGGGGUAUUCAAAUUGCUGAAUCCAGGAAAACAUGUGAAGUGUUUGGCUCUAAUGCAUGGAAAAUUAUACUGUGGAUGUCAAGAUAGUAGUAUUCAAGAGAUUGAUUUGGUCACAGAAACACUUAGUACAAUUCAAAGCGGCUCUAGAAAAUUGCUUGGGAAAGCAAGCCCUGUUCAUGCCAUACAAAUUCAUGAUGGACUUAUAUAUGCAGCCACUUCCUCCUUGGAUGGAACAGCUGUUAAGAUCAUGAGCACAUCAGAUCACACCAUGGUUGGAUCAUUAACUACCACAUUGGAAGUCCGAGCCAUGGCCAUAAGCUCGGAGCUAGUUUACUUGGGAUGCAAGAAAGGAGCAGUGGAAAUUUGGGGUAGAGAGAAGCAGAAUAGAAUAGACACACUACAAAUUGGCACAAAUUGUAAAGUCAUUUGCAUGGCUCUUGAUGCUAAUGAAGAAGUUUUGGUUGUUGGAACUUCUGACGGCUUACUUCAGGCAUGGGGACUGAGCUAGAAAAGGAGGAAAUCGAAAAUUUUGCCCGAGUUUUUAUUUUUUAUUUUUUUGGUUUUAAAAGAACAAUUGAAGCUAGAUUAUUUUCAUAUUCUUUAGAUUGUUUCUUUGUUUGAGAACAAUAAUUGAAAUGUAUAUAGAUUAAACCAAGAAUGUUUAUAUUCCAUACAUAGGUCAUUCGGUAUGUAUUAUUA
Morus notabilis is the source of this 4238-nucleotide messenger RNA. RefSeq names its product putative E3 ubiquitin-protein ligase LIN-1. The record is from RefSeq and is a predicted model, not a curated record. The transcript has 15 exons. The coding region runs from base 1 to 4047 and encodes 1348 amino acids. Lineage: Eukaryota; Viridiplantae; Streptophyta; Magnoliopsida; Rosales; Moraceae. Gene Ontology annotation, biological process: protein ubiquitination. Gene Ontology annotation, molecular function: ubiquitin-protein transferase activity; protein binding.